Messenger RNA from Hydatigera taeniaeformis, 2322 nucleotides. NCBI's taxonomy places the organism in Eukaryota, Metazoa, Platyhelminthes, Cestoda, Cyclophyllidea, Taeniidae. The record is from the annotation of a GenBank genome assembly.
AUGAUCUCUCCUGCUACUGCGUUGAUCGCCAACUUUGGACAACGGGAUUUUGUCUUCGCAAUUGCCCAGUACCUGGCUCAGGAGCGCUGCAUCUCUGUCACUCAGGCAAUAGAGGACAAACUUACCGCAGAUCUGGCCAAUGUGGAGAUGCAGAGUCUCGUCCUGGAUUACCUGCUGAGACAUGGCUAUCUUGCUACGGCCAGCGCCAUGGUCAGACCGUCGUUAGUCGCACCUCCUACAAGUACCACGGUUCCUUGGGCUGUCACAACCGCCGCGGCUGCUACUGCCACUCCUGUCCCCCCAUCGUCCAAGUCUCCAGUGUCGGAGUCCGAAAACGGAAUCCUUGCUAAAGACGGUGUCGAUUCAAACUCUUCUCCUUCUUCAAUUCAACCCGAUACUCCUUUGAAACGAGAAUCACUGGAGUCACCAAUGACGGAGGCAGAAGUUUCGCCUACUACAGAGGCUAUGCUGCCACCUUCACUUUCCAACGAGGUUCCAAAGGCAGCGUCUCCAAAAGAUGGAUGGGAGUGCGGCGGCAGCGAGCAAUGGCCUGAGACAUUAGAGGCGGCAAAUCAGCGGAUUCACUUGGCCGAAUUGAUUUCUCAAGGCCAAUACCUGCAGGCAAUUUCAAAAUUGGUCCAUGACUAUACCAGCCUGGUGGAGACAAUGCCUUCAAUUAUCUUCAUGCUACGAUGUCGUUAUUUCAUCGAAUUGCUUUUUACGAAUCAGCGUCCGACUGAAGAAGAUACCGCUCGAAGGACGACAACAGCGUCAAUGAUCACACCACCGAAGGCAACUUCUGCUCCACCUAAUUCGGACUCCAAAAAUUGGGGAAAAAUAGGUGCAGGCAUCACAUUUAAACGUCCUCAGCCCUCCAGCUCACCAGAACGUUCGCCCUGUAGCGGUAAGAGCUGUUUUCGCCAGUCUGCUGCUGUUCGUAGAAAGUGUGAAGAAACCAAUGGGAACACAAAUGGCAUUGUUGGGGAAGAUGAGGAUCUUCUUAUUGAAUGUAUUUGUCAGGAAAAUGGCAGUGUGGCGGUCCUACAGGCACCACGAUGUGUUCAGAACGGUAUCUCCGUAUUAACAAAGGAGAAGAAAAAAGCUACCAGAAGUCUUUUCAAGUGUUCCUCGUUGAAUUCGGUCGAGAAACCACUAGAACUCCUGACUCAUAAUGGAAUCACUCAGACAAGCUCCCACGACUCCUCUGACACCCCAUUUGAACCUUCCUCCCAUCCCAUACCGAUCGCCGAGACGAUGCCAGUGCAGGAGAGUCCCAUUUUUGCCUUAGAUCUCAACAGCAUCGUACAGUUGGGUCGAGAGCUCCGAGACAAGGCGCGAGAGCUGCAAGCAAAGAAUGCCCUCUCACCGACUCAGGCGGCCCUACUUCAGGACGCCUUCAGCUUGAUCGCCUAUGAAAAUCCCUAUGAGAGCCCAUUUGCUGAUUUGAUGCAUCCGAGACACAGGAAAAUCCUCGCAGAAUCCGUAAACAAUGCUAUUUUGGUAAAUUUGGGUAAGGCACGAUACCCCUUGUUGGAGAUAGGAAUCGGUAUGCUGGAGGAGACGGUAUUGGAUAGUCAAGAAGGUAAUCGGGUAUCCCUCAGUGUAGCUGAGGCAAAACUCCUUCGAAAGCAGCACAACCAGGCAAGCACCUCAUCUGCAGGGAGCACUCUAACCCCAUCCCACACGGUCUCCACCUCCAUCAAUCUUCCGUCGACGAUGGGUGUCUACACCACCGCAACUGCCACCACUGCCUCCUCUCCCUCGCCUCGUAUGGGCGGGAGUGGAAGCAGCGGUGGGCUGCAGCAGUAUCACCGAGGCCACCGACGGCACCACCAUCACCAUCACCGUUCGGCCACCUCCUCCCUCGUUGUUACCUCUACAACUACCACUACGGCGUCGCGUGCGCCUAAUCCGCUGUCCUUCCUUACUAAUCUUCCUCCACCCACUGCUGCCCUUCGUCAGCGCUCCUCCUCCUCGUCAGCGGGCCGCCGACUGCGCAACACAAUCGUGCAAAGCUCUCCUCGCGACGCUGGCGAGGAGGGGCUACAGGAGAUUGUCGUCAGCGGUGGUGGCGGAGUGGACUGGAACGAGGAAGUAGCAGAACGCGAAGAUGAGGCGGAGACAGCAGCAGUGGGAACAAGGACGGACGAGGUGGAGGAGGUCCAGUUGGUGUUCCAGGAGGGCGGAAGGAUCCGCGUGGAUCGAUACGUGCCUCCUCCGCCGCUGCCACCACCGCAAAGCGUAGACGUACGUGCCGGAGGUUCUGAGAUGGCAGGCUUCUUCCAUCCGGCAUUAUUUGUUCCCCCAUCUCCUCCAUCCUGA